This is a messenger RNA of Setaria italica (foxtail millet), 1655 nucleotides long. Its product is annotated as tyrosine-specific transport protein. Gene Ontology annotation, biological process: amino acid transmembrane transport. Bases 100 to 1521 code for a protein of 473 amino acids. The transcript is spliced from 14 exons. NCBI's taxonomy places the organism in Eukaryota, Viridiplantae, Streptophyta, Magnoliopsida, Poales, Poaceae. The record is from RefSeq and is a predicted model, not a curated record.
CGGCCAGCAACAACAGCUAGAGGAUAACACGCAACACGAGGCCAAACAGCUUCUGCUGGUAGAACGCCGGCCGCGGAGAAGGAACAACCUUGCUCAACAAUGGCGUUGAUCUCUGCUCACUGCUACCCUCUACUGAAACCGUCGUUACUCACCACGCCUUCUUCGGUCUCCGCAAGGACACCGGUGCUCAGGCGAGUAGUAAGAAGAGGAACAAGGAGGCCGCUGCAGCGAUGCCUCUGUUCCCAGUACGCUGACGAACGGCAGCCGCCGGAAUCGCCGCAGCAGCUGGAGCGCCUCUUCUCCAACCUCAACCAGGCGACCAUGAAGCACGAGCCUGGGAGCGUCACCAGUGCCAUCUUCCUUGUGGCCGGCACAACGGUUGGGGCAGGUAUCCUCGCAAUCCCUGCAGUCACACAAGAAGCUGGGUUCUUGGCCUCGGCAGUUACAUGCAUUUUCUGCUGGUUAUACAUGGUUGUGACAGGGCUGUUAGUUGCUGAAGUAAACGUCAAUACCAUGUGUGAGAUAGGAUCUGGAGGUGUUUCCCUGGUCUCAAUGGCAAUGCGCACUCUAGGGACAUCCGGAGUAAUAACAGCCUGCUUAUCCUAUUUAUUUAUACAUUAUGCACUUCUUGUCGCAUACGUGGCACGCUCUUCAGAUAUCAUAACAAACUCAUUGGGUAUUCCAUUAUGGGAGAGUGCUACCCUGUUUUCACUGGCUUUCGGGGGAAUUUGUUACUUUGGAAGCCAGCAACUGAUCGGUGCAGUAAAUGGAUUUCUGGUAAUCGGCAUCCUAACAUCCUUCACUUCUCUUGUUGUUGUGGCAAGUGGAAAUCUACAGUGGAGUUCUCUUCUUGAAGCAAAUUUUGCUGCUGCUCCACAAAGUAUACCAAUAAUUGCCCUUUCAUUUGUAUACCAGAAUGUAGUUCCUGUUCUCUGUACAAAUUUGGAGGGAAACCUGUCAAAAGUACGAACAGCUAUCGUAGCGGGUACUGCCAUACCCCUGGCUCUGUUCCUAGUAUGGGAUGGUGUAAUCCUGGGGACACUUCCAGGCAUUGCAGGGAAUAGCAAUGUUUCUGAUCCAUUAGAACUACUGAGGUCAAGUAAUGGGACAGUGGGGCCUAUUGUUGAGGCAUUCUCAUUUCUCGCUAUAGGCACAUCAUACAUUGGAUUUAUUCUAGGACUCUCAGACUUCCUAGCGGACUUGCUUAAACUGCCAAGUGGCCAGAACAAACCGCUGCCAUUCUUAUUAACUCUGCUCCCUCCACUUGUUCUGUCCCUGCUUGAUCCGGAGAUAUUUUUCAAAGCAUUGGACUUUGCAGGAACUUAUGGAGUUCUAGUACUCUUUGGAGUUUUUCCAGCAGCUAUGUCUUGGUCAGAGAGAUAUUCAGAUGAGUUGGAAGCUCCAGUACCCCCUAUAGUCCCAGGAGGGAAAUUUACUCUAGGAGUUGUUAUGGGAGGUGCAUUGCUUGUUAUUGUUUCAGAGAUAGUCAAGGAUAUAAUGCAAUUACAAGGACAACACUGACAAUUGGUGCAAGUGAAUGUACAUCAUGUAACAGUACCAAAUACAACACCCCUUCAGAUCUUUGUGUAGUACUGCCAACAGGUAGCAUAAGUAUAGUAAAAAGCAAUCGAGUGCAGUUUUGCAGUUUCAUGGAG